CAACCAAAGAUCCACGGAUCAUUUCUGUACUGAAGAGAUCACUGAAAGCAAUCUGAGAUACAAUGACUGCCACCAGGAACCUUGCCAUUAUGGCUGCUUUGAUCUCACUGUUUGCAUUUAACAUGUCAGCAUUUGCCGCAAAAGUAGACUGCUGUAUCGGUCAUUCGAGCAGACCGGUGCCAGUUGGAGCUAUCACUGGCUAUGUGCAUCAAGAAUCCAAUGAAAUGUGUGAUAUAGAUGCCAUCAUAUUCUACACUGUCAAACGACGAGAAAUAUGUGCAAACCCAAAUGCUGGUUGGGUGAAACGAAACUUGAAAAAUUUGAGCAAAAGAUUGGAACAAAUGUCUCAAAAAUAUUGAGCUUCACCUCAACAAAUUAAAGCAGCUGGAUUUGUUUUGCUUUAGAAAAGCUUCCCUGCAUAGCAUCUUCGUGUCGUUGUAGCUUAUUAAGAACAAAGCACGUUUGCAUUGGUAGUAUUUGCUGAGUAAGCUGUUUAGUUUAAUGAUCCAUUGGAUAUGAAUAUGAAAUUUAAACACAAUGUAAUGUAUACAAUGUGAAGUGUGACAUAUUCUGGGGUCUAUGAAUAAAUGAGAAAAUCAUUUGCAUU
Callorhinchus milii (elephant shark) is the source of this 607-nucleotide messenger RNA. RefSeq names its product C-C motif chemokine 20-like. NCBI's taxonomy places the organism in Eukaryota, Metazoa, Chordata, Chondrichthyes, Chimaeriformes, Callorhinchidae. Gene Ontology annotation, biological process: positive regulation of ERK1 and ERK2 cascade; chemokine-mediated signaling pathway; neutrophil chemotaxis. The record is from RefSeq and is marked provisional. Gene Ontology annotation, cellular component: extracellular region. Gene Ontology annotation, molecular function: chemokine activity; CCR chemokine receptor binding.